UGCGAUUGUAUGCUUUGUACCCCAAAUGCAAUGCGAUGAGUGUGUUUGUGUAUCAAGACGCACUAAUGCCUUAGACGCACGCGGACUGACAUGCUGGAAGAGGUGUUUUGAAACCUUUCUUACCUUCAAUGUCCAAUAGGAAUCAUCGAAAAGGGAAAAUACUACAUGCGAACACGGCCGUGUGAUUCUGUGUCCCCUCGAGAGCCAUUGUCGAGAGGUUUGCAAAUAGGAAACUAGUAAUCAACGCUUUCCGCGAUUAUAAGAUCCGCUCGAUAACGGUAGUAGGUGUACCUAUAUAUACAACUAUGGUUUUGAAACACCGACAGCAGUUUGUUGAAUUGUGUGUACCGAACUACGUCUGAACUGUGUGCCAGUAUGGCCCUCUACUACUGGCUAGCUUUACUACUGUUGGGCUGGUCUACUGUGACCGCCCAGAAGGAUUGGUGGGAAAGUGCGAGCUUCUAUCAAAUCUAUCCGCGAUCGUUUCAAGAUAGUAACGGCGAUGGAAUAGGCGAUCUUAAUGGCAUCAAAAGUCGGUUGCCGUAUCUGAAGUCACUCGGUAUGACUGCAUUUUGGCUUUCCCCGAUCUACCCUUCGCCGAUGGCCGACUUUGGGUAUGAUAUCUCCAACUUUAUGGACAUUCAUCCGAGCUUUGGAACGUUGGCUGACUUUAAGCAGCUGGUGGAAGAAGCGAAAAAACUGCAAUUACGCAUCAUCCUCGACUUCGUGCCUAACCAUUCGAGCGACGAGCAUGAGUGGUUCAAGAAAAGCGUUCAGCGAGUAAGUGGGUACGAAGACUAUUACGUGUGGCAGGAUCCCAAACCGGGCACGGAACGCGACCCUCCAAACAACUGGGUUGCAGCAUGGUACGGUUCGGCGUGGGAAUGGAAUGACGAGAGAAAGCAAUUUUAUCUGCACCAGUUUCACAAGAAGCAGCCCGAUCUGAACUACCGCAACCCGGCCGUGGUGCAGGCUAUGAAGGAUGUGUUGCGCUUCUGGUUGGACCAGGGCGUCGACGGCUUCCGUAUUGAUGCGGUCCCGUGGCUGUUCGAGACGGUGGGUUUCCCGGACGAACCUGUUAGCGGUCAUUCCACCGAUCCGUUAAGUCAGAACUACCUUACCCACAUUUAUACGCUCGAUCAACCGGAAACCGUUGACAUGGUGUAUCAAUGGCGGGAAUUGAUGGAUCAGUACAAACAAGAGCACAAUACCACCACCAAAGUGCUCAUGACCGAGGCAUGGUCCUCGUUGGAUGUUGUAAAAACGUACUUCAACGACAGUAACAACCGGCAAGGAUCGCAAAUGCCGUUCAACUUCCAGUUAAUCAUGCGGCUGGAUCAAAAUUCUAAAGCAUCCGAUUUUCAGACGGUUAUUAACUCGUGGCUGGAUAUCAUUCCUCCUGGCCACACGCCCAACUGGGUGCUUGGUAAUCACGACAAACGUCGUGUUUCGUCACGGAUGGGUGGAGAUCAUAUGGUAGACAUAAUGGCAAUGAUCGAGCUCACCUUACCCGGCAUAACGGUCACUUACCAGGGAGAAGAAAUUGGAAUGCAUGACGUUGAUAUCUCGUGGGCGGACACUCAAGAUCCUGCUGCAUGCCAGCUGACCGAAGAGACGUAUCAGGAAGGUACACGCGACCCAGCCAGAACACCGUUCCAGUGGGAUUCUACUGCAAACGCAGGUUUUACGAACGCUUCUGUAAAACCGUGGCUUCCGCUAGCUACCGAUUAUCCGCUGGUGAACGUAAAAACACAACAAGAAUCAGCCCAAAACAGUCAUAUAAAGGUGUUCAAGGAGCUGAUGAACUUACGCGGCACAAACACGCUUAUCUGGGGCUCGUUUAAGUCACUGGUACUUGGCGAAAAUGUGUACGCUAUACUGCGUUCUUUCCCCAACGACAAACGAACAUAUGUCGUGCUGGCAAACAUUGGCUCCAAGAGCGAAAUAAUUGACGCUACAAAACUGGACAACAGUUUACCGAACGAGCUUGUGUUUCGCGUGGUAAGCGUAUCGUCAAAUCAUAUCACCGGAGAAUCGGUCGCAACAAACAACAUUCUUUUACAGCCUUACGAAGCCGUAGUUUUGGCUAACCAUGCAAUUCGACUGGCGCAGCAGCUUUAUGUAUUGAUCGGUGCUUUUGGUAUGUUGGUGGGUGUGCAAUUGUUUAAGGCGUAAGCACAAAAUUCGCUUAAAAGUGUAGCAGUGAAACAAUAAAAAAAGAAUAUCCUUCAAAAUA
Anopheles gambiae (African malaria mosquito) is the source of this 2236-nucleotide messenger RNA. Its product is annotated as maltase A3. The transcript is spliced from 4 exons. Gene Ontology annotation, biological process: carbohydrate metabolic process. The record is from RefSeq and is a predicted model, not a curated record. Bases 376 to 2175 code for a protein of 599 amino acids. Lineage: Eukaryota; Metazoa; Arthropoda; Insecta; Diptera; Culicidae.